This is a messenger RNA of Zea mays, 1374 nucleotides long. RefSeq lists its product as uncharacterized. The transcript is spliced from 6 exons. Gene Ontology annotation, biological process: protein folding. The coding region runs from base 54 to 962 and encodes 302 amino acids. The record is from RefSeq and is marked validated. NCBI's taxonomy places the organism in Eukaryota, Viridiplantae, Streptophyta, Magnoliopsida, Poales, Poaceae. Gene Ontology annotation, cellular component: cytoplasm.
CAAAGACCAAAAACCCUCACGAAAUUCUGAGAUCCAUCCAGAAACGUCGCUCCAUGGCGAUUAUCUCCGACUUCAAGGAGGACGAGGCCCCGCAGCAGCCGGCGGCGGUCGGCCCCGGCGUCGAGGAGACCCUGGUGGCAGCGCUAGAGAGGACCGGCGGUGCACUCCCCUUUCUCCAGGCGGCCAUCGAUGUCGCUCACCGCAGGUCUGGCCUGUUCCGCGACCCUUCGGCGGUGAGCAAGGUUACCGCGAUGGCGGCGGCCGUCAGGGCGCAGGUGGAGACCGAGGAGAGGGCAGCCAGAGAGGUCAAGAGGAAGGCGGAGGAGGCCGAGAGGAAGGCUGCGGCCGAGGCGCAGAAGGCUGACAUGGAGGCGGCGACGGCGACGGCGGAGGAGAAGCUGGAGAAGGACCGUAUGGAUGCGGAUAAGGCGGAGGAAGGCAACGUUAGACAACCAAAUGCUGGCAAUGGUCUUGAUUUGGAGAAGUACUCAUGGACUCAACAGUUGCCUGAGGUUAACAUCACUAUUCCUGUUCCUCAAGGAACAAAAUCAAGAUUUGUGGUCGUUGAUAUAAAGAAGAACCAUCUGAAGGUUGUUCUGAAGGGCCAGCCACCUAUCAUUGAUGGUGAGCUCUAUAAGCCAGUUAAGGUUGAUGAUUGCUUCUGGAGCAUAGAGGAUGGAAAAACUCUUUCCAUAUUGCUUACAAAGCACAACCAAAUGGAGUGGUGGAAGUCUGUUAUAAAGGGUGGCCCUGAAGUUGAUACCCAAAAGGUGGAACCUGAGAACAGCAAACUCUCUGAUUUGGAUCCUGAGACUAGACAAACUGUGGAGAAGAUGAUGUUUGACCAGCGCCAGAAGCAGAUGGGCCUUCCGACAAGUGAUGAAAUGCAAAAGCAAGAAAUUCUCAAGAAGUUCAUGUCUGAGCACCCGGAGAUGGACUUCUCUAAAGCGAAAAUGCCUUGAGGAUUUGUUCGGGCAGUUAUUUCUACCAGUCUGCUUAGGUUGUCUUUGAGUCUGGUAUCGGUGUCAAACAAAUCUUCAUCUGUUUUUUUUUUUUUGUAAUGCGUCAGGAAUAUCAGGCUUGUUCUUUUUCAUCUCAAUCCAUAUGCAUUGGAAGCGUUUGGGUGGGUUUAAAUCCAUAGUAGGUCAAAAGCUUUACUAAAUUUUCCAAUGCAAUCCAUUCCAUUGGUCACGUGGCUUGAGGAUUUGUUCGGGCAGUUAUUUCUACCAGUCUGCUUAGGUUGUCUUUGUGUGAUUGUGUCUGGUGUUAGUGUGGAACAGAUGUCUUUGUGUGAUUGUGUCUGGUGUUAGUGUGGAACAGAUCAUCUUUUUUUAGUAGCGUCAGAAAUAUCAUUUAGAACUGUGACGUCUUUCG